Suillus subaureus is the source of this 4164-nucleotide messenger RNA. RefSeq lists its product as uncharacterized. The transcript is spliced from 6 exons. Bases 1 to 4164 code for a protein of 1387 amino acids. Lineage: Eukaryota; Fungi; Basidiomycota; Agaricomycetes; Boletales; Suillaceae. The record is from RefSeq and is a predicted model, not a curated record.
AUGCGGAGUCCGUUACCUUCGACUGUCCUUAUAAACGGUACCACCACUCGGUCUGUCUCUCAGGUCACCUCCCACUCAGCCUCAACGCUCGUCCUUAUGGCUCAAUACGCUGCUGACAGCACCGACGACGAUUCUGAUAUUCUAGAUGACGGAUUGCUGUCUAACGCGAUAGACGAAAGCAGUCCGUUUAAUCUUGAUGAUGUCCCUUCGGCUGUGGAAUCCGACGAUCCUGUACCGCAGGAAGAGGUGUUUCACAGCAUGUUUAUUGCCCGCGAAGGCCAGGAGACAACCGGCCGUACUUGGGAACAGACUCCUGUUUGUACCUUACCUCUGUCAGCCUUCGAGAAAGUCUUUCGCAAGAAGGACAAGGCAACUGCAGCAAAUUUAUUACUGCGUCGCACUAAUCUCCGCGUUGAUCCUCAUCUCACAUUUGCCCCCGAUCACCCCAGUUUGUUGUGGGACGCGUCGAAACAUUUCCUUGACUUUGUCCUUGUCGUAUCAGGUGCAAUUGGCUUGCAUGCAUUCCUCCCGAACACUAUUUCCGACCACACCUUUUCCGUCUCUCUGGAUUUCCGCCUCAAUAACAAACAGUUCAAACCCAAGUUUGGAAAGCUCGGUUUUGACCCUACAGGCUCGAUGAUGGCAAUCGGGACCGGCGUUUCUUGCGAGCUGUGGUUGGGAUUUUGUCCCUUGACACACAUCGAGGAUAUUUCUCUUGCAGACGAGGCUCCUUUGCUAAACGAAAAGAAACACGGCGAGACCCGUCUGUCAUCCCGUCAUUAUCGCAUGGCUGUGAUGUUUAUUGCCUCGGCAUUGGCACAAAUAUCAUCCCUACCUAUCCAUAUCAUGCAUACAUACGGAACCGACGAGGAUUUUACGCAGUGGAGAGUCAAGGAGGUCACGAACCUGUACGAUCAGCCGACCAUCAACCUCCGUUUGGAGGACUUGAAGGCCCUCCACAGAUACAUCGUAUCAGAUUGGGAUGAAUGGGUUCACAAAGCGCCAGCAUCUUGGAAGGAUGACGGUUGGCUCCAAUCCCGUGCACCUUUAUCCAUAGCGUGCAGGUAUGGGCAAAACCAAGCAAUCGCGAGCUUGGACCCGGCUGCUCGAGGCGUCGAAGAGGCAAACUGGCAAGCGGAGCGCGAAUAUUCCGACAUUCGCUAUAUGUCCAUGGCUAUUGCCACGGAUCUCACGUGCGUACCGUUCGUCCUUUACCGUGACCCGCUCUCUGAUGUGAUAACUACCGCCAUUGUCACCAGUUGUAAACCAGUGUCUCGGUGGGUGCAAAUACCUGAGGAUGAGUUGUUGGGAGCCCACGACAUCAUAUACGAUUCCCCAAACUCAUCCUUCCGGCAGCCAGUGAAUUUGGAGGACUUCCCCGCCCGAGAUCCUGACACAAAGAAAGAAAAUAACAUCUACGACGAAGAUGGUCGUCGAAUUCCCCGCUUUGAUGGUCUCUGCAGCCAUAACGUGAAAUCUUGCGGUGUUCUCAUCAACCUCGAGACUAUCGCAGAGUUGUUUUCUGCAAUGAUUACCGAUGAUGACAUGGCCAUCGAUCCUGAUAUCAUCAUGGACGACGACAAUCUCCAUAUUCCUCGCGUCAAUGUCUAUCCUCAAGCUUUCCUGAGGAAGUAUGGUCAUAUCCAAUGCAACGCAGUUUUACCCCAUUUCGCUCCAUUCAUAUCAAAAAUUCGUAAAGCCGUUUCUCGCGACACAGUUGGUCGAGAUGAAUUUGAUGACCACGCUUUGGACGACGACCUUGACUAUUUGAACAAUUUUCCGAAUGGGCUCAUGCCACCUGUACUCUUGGCUAGCGGUUGCCAGUUCUACAAUGAGAUCUCGCAUCGCAUCAGGCCGUCCGCCGCCUUACACGAUGUUCAGCAAGGUCGCAUCACUUCUGCCCUCUCGGGUGCUUAUGCCACUACACGCAACGCUCAGACCGCGCAUAAGAUGGUUCUUAGAGAGUGUAGUCUGCUCUUGCCUCACCAACGUUACGAUAACAAAAUCGAUGUAAAUGACGUUCCCCGCGCGCUGCGUCUGGAGAACAUAUAUAUCUUCCAGUUAGACUCCUUGAAGUUGGCGAAGCGGAAUGGAUUAUCAAUAUAUCGAGACAUGGUUGUGCCCUUGGCGAGUUACUGGUCGCAUCCCACCAUCUUCGAGGCCAUUCGCCCACACCUGUUUGUGUUGACCGCUGAAGCAUUUCCCCAUGUUUAUCAAUGGACCACCUAUCCAAUCACGUCCCUGCUCGAACGUAUAUGGGAACAUUUCCUGCCCGUCCUCACCAAAGGUGGUAAACCUGCCCCUCAAGUCGUUGAAUUAUGCUCCGUCCUCGAACGCGCGUUGGCGUAUGCUCAUACUGGAAACUCAAAAGUAAUCGCUACAAGUCUCAUGAGGCCUUUGUGGUUGGUAAAGAGUCUCUUGGAACAAGGUCUUCCGACCUUUGCCCCCUCAGUGCGAUUUUCCCACACUCCCUGCGUUCCCGUCGCCAUCAGUCCUUCAGAGUGGCCCACCCUCACCAACAUGAAUGUCCCGGCCAUCGCAUCCAAGCGCUCGCAAAUAUUGACGUAUGGGAAUGAUCAUUUUGAGGCAUGCAUCGCAUAUAAGGCAGAGUUUCAUAUACAGCUCUCGGUCAAUCAGCUGGCACCCAAUACCUUCAAGUCAUACACUAGCAAUGUCCGUCAUGCAGCCAUCAUCGCAGUGGUCGCCCUUCAAGUGUACAUAGCUGAUGUCAAGACACUUGUUGCGGGGGCUGUCACCACUGCAUGCAAUGCCAUGGAGGCAGAAGAUGCCAUCGAUGGGGAACUCCAUGCAUCGCAGCGGCGCAGAGGACUUCGCAAAUGGCUUGCGACCGCUCAUCCUCUUGGUUAUGUUGAUAAGGCAUACGAACAUUUAGUGUCCUGCGUGCUUCCCAAAUCCACUGCCCACCACGAGGGAUUGCCAAAUCCAACCAAGGACAAACUCUCCAUCCAAGACUUCGCUCGCCUCAUUUGUGAGAUGUCUCGAGGGACCGACCCUGUCGCCAUCGCCGCUCCUCUCAUCUUCAAUGGGGGUUCAACUCCUGUCUUUCGCGUCGCUCUAACAUAUAUGCGCAAAUAUGCCCCGCAGGAUUCUACACGGUCUUCGGAGAGGUUCUUGCAGGAAGCAUUCAUCAUCGCCGCCAAUCAUCUUCAUAUCAACAAUAUCCCCUGGCAUGGUGCAGCAGGACUGCGUGGCAGACGGCGUCGGAAGCCUGUCUUUGAUUCCUGGGUCAAUCUAGGGAAGGCCAUUGACUCACAAGCUAUUGAGCGUCGUCAUACCCAGUUGAGCAAUGCUGCGGCCGAUGCAUCUCGACGCGCCCAGGUCGCAGAUACCAGGGCAGCUUGGUCUGCUGAGUUGAUCACCUUGCAGUCAUUGGCCGAUUACAUCCUUCGCUCUCGUCUCCCUGACGAAUUCGCGAUUGAGAGCAUCGAGCUCGCAAGAGGCCCGACAGCUGGCAGCGAGCCUAGCGUGAGUAUGAUCUAUGAGUGGGUUUUUGCAAACUUCGACAUCAAUAAACCUCUGCAUCAGAUCGCACUCAUCGCCGGUAUCUAUGUCAGCCGGAUUCUUCCUGAUUUAUUCUUCGCCGACAGCGAUAAACCACAAGGGAAUGUGACCAAUCCUGUCAUGCUCACAAAGGCAAUACGCGCUCUCCCAUGGAAGCCACACCGCCGCGGUCGCAAAGGGUGCAAACUGCCAAGCCAGUUCAUCGCCAUGGUGCCCGCCUAUAUCAUCGCAGUGUACGCCCCAACAAGCCCCUUGCGCAUUCAUUUGAAAAGUGGUAAUAGCUUCCCCACCAUCUGGAAUUCGAAGAACAUUGCGAAAGGGAUCGGGCCACUCCUUCUUGUGCGACUAGGCCUCGCAAGUGCCCUAUCGCACAGAAUUUGGAAAGGUGGGCCGCCUUUGGUGCAUUGGACGUUGCUCUCUCCAGAGGAUAUAGCCGUCAAACAUCGGGAGAUCAGUGCGUGUUUGGCUGAUCGCCAGUACGGUCCCUUCCGCAUCGCAGUUAUGUUGUUUGGCAUUGAUAAAGCUGUCAACCUUGGGCGCACGUCUCAGACAUACACCAUCAAUCCCGCUAUUGCGUCCAUCAGGGCCAAAAAGCACACGUUGAAGGUCGAUUCUGACGACGACGAGGUUCAGAUUGUGUAG